AUGCUGCGCUCCUUUGGCAAGAUGAUGAGCGGCGUGUCGCGGCGCUCCAAAAGCCGCGGCCAUGACGCGGAUGAUCUACCCGACACGGCGAGUGCAAAGAGCUCAGAGAGCUUUUCUUCAGUAACACAGCAUGAUGGAGACGAUGUGCCAAGUACACGCGGCGUCCCGGUGCUCAACGAGCCGGGCGCCAGUACCAAGUCUCGCAGCAGCGAAAAAGGGGAGCUUGAUGGCAAAGAGGGCACGGGUCAUAGGGGAACGCAGCCGAUCUCUGCAAGUGCAAUGUCGUCUGGCCACUCCAGCGCGAUGCUUACGCCAGAUGCUCGCAGCCCACACAGCCCACACCCCAGCAGCCAUUUUGGGAGCUCCCCUGGACAAUCGGGGUCUUUUUCCGGCGCUUCGCCGAUCUCUGCAAGUCUUACGAGCGCUGACGGUGUGAAAACAUUUGAUAUUGACGAUAUGAUCUUGCGUCUCUUGGAUGCGGGCUAUGCAUCCAAGAUGCCGAAACCCGCGCUAAAGAUUCCUGAAAUUAUGGCCGUCUGCCAGGCCGCGCGCGAAGUCUUUCUAAGCCAGCCCACAUUGAUUGAGCUGAGUCCACCCGUAAAAAUUGUGGGUGAUACGCAUGGACAAUACCAGGAUCUGCUGCGUCUAUUUGACAUGUGCGGUUUUCCGCCCACAUCUAACUAUCUGUUCCUUGGCGACUAUGUGGACCGUGGAAAGCAGUCGCUAGAAACGAUUCUGCUCUUGCUUUGCUACAAGAUCAAGUACCCAGAAAACUUCUUUCUUUUGCGUGGGAAUCACGAAUGCGCAAAUGUGACGCGUGUGUAUGGCUUCUACGACGAAUGCAAACGCCGCUUAAAUAUCAAAAUUUGGAAGACGUUUGUGGAUGUGUUCAAUACGUUACCCAUUGCUGCCAUUGUGGCAUCCAAAAUAUUUUGCGUUCAUGGGGGCCUCUCCCCGUCCCUCUCGAGCAUGGACGAUAUACGGCGCAUCGAGCGUCCCACGGGUGUGCCCGAUUAUGGGCUGCUCAAUGACCUGCUCUGGAGCGACCCCAGUGAUACGGCGCUGGACUGGGAGGAUAAUGAGCGCGGAGUGAGCUACUGCUUCGGGAAAGCGGUCAUUCAGCACUUUCUUGUACAGUACGACUUUGAUCUGAUCUGUCGCGCUCAUAUGGUUGUGGAAGACGGGUAUGAAUUUUGGAAUGAGCGUACUCUCGUCACCGUGUUUAGCGCACCUAACUACUGCGGCGAGUUUGACAACUUUGGCGCAGUGAUGAGCGUAUCAGAGGAUCUGCUUUGCGCAUUUGAACUGCUGAAACCCAUGGAUGGACCCACCCUUAAGAAAGAAAUGGCCAAAAACAAGCGCAAAAGCUUGGUACAAAAUGCACCCCAGUCACCAUCGUGA
Molecule: messenger RNA, 1401 nt
Organism: Malassezia vespertilionis
Lineage: Eukaryota; Fungi; Basidiomycota; Malasseziomycetes; Malasseziales; Malasseziaceae
Gene: pzh1
Product: protein-serine/threonine phosphatase
Exons: 1
Coding region: 1-1401 (466 amino acids)
Cellular component (GO): cytoplasm; nucleus
Molecular function (GO): protein serine/threonine phosphatase activity
Source: RefSeq, a predicted model, not a curated record